CAGUGGGCAGAGGCGACGUCCUAAGAACCUAAUUCAUUCUGGUGCCUUUUCGCGCAGCAGCAAGGAUGUUGUAUCUCUAUCUUCUAACCCUGAGCCUAUCGUCUAUCCAUGGCAUCCUCCUUCCUGAAUCUGCCAGGCCCGUGGAUUUGGACACCAACCAGAUCCUUGAGGAUAAUUUGGCACAAGGACACACGACAUUAAACGAGAUGUUUGAGGAGGUAGAGCAACUGAUGGAGGACACGCAUAAUAAACUGGAGGACGCGGUGCACCAGAUGGACAAUGAGAGUGCAAAGUCCAGCUUGCAUCCCCAUGACCUUCCCUCAAAUUAUCACAACGAAAGCACUUCUGAGAGUGUGGUUGAAAACCAAUCCAUCCACACCAUAGAGACCGUACACAAGGAGACAGAAAACAGAACAGGAGAGACCCACAUCACCAGAACAAUUAUCCAGUCCAGUGGCAAGGGAAAUAAUAUUAAUCAUGAGUGUGUCAUUGAUGAGGACUGUGAGAAGGGAAAAUAUUGCCGGUAUGAGACACACCGAUCAAAGUGUCUAACCUGCAAAGCCCUCGACGUGCCCUGCAAAAGGGAUGAGGAGUGCUGUACAGGACAGCUGUGUGUGUGGGGCCAGUGCAGCCAGAACGCCACUAAGGGGGAAGCUGGCAGCAUCUGCCAAUACCAGAAUGACUGCAGCCCAGACCUCUGCUGUGCUAUCCAUAAAGCCCUGAUGUUCCCAGUGUGCACGGCCAAGCCAAUAGAGCGUGAGCGCUGUCAUGGCUCCUCCAAUCACCUGAUGGAGCUGCUGUCCUGGGACAUAGAGGGCCAGGGACCAAAGGAACACUGCCCCUGUGCUGAGGACCUCCAGUGUCAACAUCUCGGCCGAGGCUCGCUGUGUCUGAAAGGAGAGAACUCGAGUGAAGAGGACCUGACAGACACACUUUAUUCAGAAAUUGACUAUAUCGUCUAGGAGUAACCAUGCAGCUCAACCUUUUCAGGCCUGUAGACAAUCAGAGGGGUCUCCAGUGAUUUCAGCCUAGAAAAUGAAGUGGCUCCCCCUCUCACAAGGCUUACAUGUAAGAUUCUUCCAUCUAAAAGCUGGUCAUUAUUUAUUCAAGGCAUUGCAGUUUUUUUCUAUUUGCUCGAAUUUAACCAAAAAUCUAGAUGUUGCAUAGUGCAUAACACCAUGUAUGUAUUAGAUGGAAUUGACUUUUUGGAAAUUCCCGAUUCCUAGACAUUCACACUGUUCAAAGGUAGUGUGUAUGAUGACUACACUCCAAUUCUGCAAUAAGAGUUCUUCAUGUUUGAGCAAAUAUGUACUUAAACAUACCCCCUCCUGCUCUCGUCUCACUUAUGCGCCUACCUUAAGGAUGGAGAGUUCGCUGGAGAUGCACCGUUGAGGCCCUUUGCUCAAAAUAAUUAAGUCAAGUUAGGGGUGAAGAAAGAAUCAAUACAAUGUACUGUAUACAUGUGAAGUAGCUUGCUUAAUCCUGGUUUUUGUUUAAAAUAGUGGUUUAAACAAGGACAGAUGACAUUUCUGAAUGUGGACCACUGACAGAAAAUGACAGGUCAGCUCAUCAUGCCCCAAACUUGGUAAUGGAAACUAUAACCCAGACACAUGCAGCUUGAAAAACUUUUGCUCACAAGGAAAUAAAAGGCUUUGCAAAUGUAGAUGUCUAUCCUUGAGAUGUAAAUAUUCUUAUAUGUAUAUCAUGUUCAAUCCAUAUAAAUGCAGCAUUGGUAAAGUGGGGAUUCAAAAUAUUUAAUUUACAAUGACAAAAUACUGAAGUUAUGAAAAAAAAUAUUUUAAUUUCAUUCUAAAAUCACCUUAACUAUGUUCACACAAGAUUUAAACCUCAAAACAAAGAAACAAAUUAUUUUAUUGGCAUUCCUACUAUGAACAGCUUAUGGCAGGCAGCAUUAGAAGCCCAGAGGAGCUCUGCUGGGCCCUGCAGUGUGGAGACCCAGUCAGCUGGUCCAUUAGGGUCUAUGCCCUCUGGUCUCAGUCUAUCCGAAGCAGCAGCAGCAGGUAUAUAGCGCCACAACCACUACCCAAUCAUCUCCCAAAACCACUGAGGGCUCCCGCCCUUCACGCCAUCAGCAUGCACGUGGCCUCGACGGACACGCACACAGUUCACAUCGUGCAGAAAUAAAACGAGAGAGGAAAUAAACGUUUCUAAAUUAACAUUAGGUUAAAUACAGACAAAAUGUUUUAAUGUGUGCCAGAGGUCGCUCACAAUAACAUCAAAAAUAAUUUACAUUGAACAAAAUGAUGAGCUCCUUAACGUAGUCUACUUGGUGGUCUAGUUGCCAUUUCCUUGGUAAUUGGAGGACUAAUACGUAUCAGUGAAUCAGGAGGAAGUGAGAGGCAGAGCUCCUAUAAAGCGUAUGGGGUGGAGCAGCAGUAAGAGGAGUUUCCACAGUGAUGCACACUGUGGCAUUCUGGGAAAACAGUAGAAACCCUCCAGGUCAGCAAAUAAAAAAUGACCACUUUAUAGAAUCAGAGAAGAUAGAAGUUAUUAAAUGUUGAGUGUGAACUACGUAUCGAUUUGCCAAGGAUG
This is a messenger RNA of Coregonus clupeaformis (lake whitefish), 2553 nucleotides long. RefSeq names its product dickkopf-related protein 3-like. Lineage: Eukaryota; Metazoa; Chordata; Actinopteri; Salmoniformes; Salmonidae. Gene Ontology annotation, molecular function: co-receptor binding; receptor antagonist activity. Gene Ontology annotation, cellular component: extracellular region. Gene Ontology annotation, biological process: negative regulation of canonical Wnt signaling pathway; multicellular organism development. The record is from RefSeq and is a predicted model, not a curated record. The coding region runs from base 66 to 962 and encodes 298 amino acids. The transcript has 7 exons.